This is a messenger RNA of Ostreococcus tauri, 384 nucleotides long. RefSeq names its product Prefoldin. Lineage: Eukaryota; Viridiplantae; Chlorophyta; Mamiellophyceae; Mamiellales; Bathycoccaceae. The record is from RefSeq and is a predicted model, not a curated record. Bases 1 to 384 code for a protein of 127 amino acids. Gene Ontology annotation, biological process: protein folding. Gene Ontology annotation, molecular function: protein folding chaperone. Gene Ontology annotation, cellular component: cytoplasm; prefoldin complex. The transcript has a single exon.
AUGAGCGACGGUUUCAAGCAAUUCGUGGAGCUCCAGGCCAAGUACGCCGAGGCCACCAGUCAGAUGAAAAACUUGCGUUCGUCGGUGCAGCAGCGAGAGAACGAUCGCCAACGCGCGAAGCUCACGGCGAAGGAGAUGGAGGCGGUGGAGGAGACGGCGCGGACGUUCAAGCCGCUCGGACGAUCGUUCGUGCUGGAGGGUCGGGCGGAGCUGGUCAAAGGCUUGGAGGAGACGAGCGCCAAGGCGACGGAGGAGAUCGAAAAGGCCAUGGCGCAGAGGGAGUACCUGGCGAAAAAGCUUAGCGACGUGGAGACAAAUCUGAGGGAGUUGAUGCAAGGGAACGACGCGCUGGCGAAGGAGCUGCAGGAUCGAGGGGUGAUUUGA